AUGUCUUCCUCAUCAAGUGAUGAAGUUGAUGAAGCUAUAGAAGAAAUGGUCGACCAAGUAGUUGAUAAUUACAUCGACUCAAUAGUUGAGGUUCAAGCCAACAAGCCGAAAAGACGAGCUUAUAUCGACAUAGAUCAGGAACAAGGACACAAUCAACUAUGGAAUGAUUAUUUCAAGGAAAAUCCUACAUACCCACCGGAAAUGUUUAGGAGGCGUUUUCGAAUGAACAAGCCAUUGUUCCUUCGCAAACGUAUAAGUAAUGAAGUUCCAUACUUUCAGCAAAGACGAAAUGCUCACGGAAGGAACGGGCUAUCUGCACUUCAAAAGUGUACGAAUUGUUUGGAGAUGAGUAUCUACGAAAACCUACUGUCGAGGAUCUUCAACGAUUACUCGAUGUUGGAGAGGUACGGGGGUUUCCGGGGAUGA
Brassica napus (rape) is the source of this 426-nucleotide messenger RNA. RefSeq lists its product as uncharacterized. The transcript has 2 exons. Bases 1 to 426 code for a protein of 141 amino acids. NCBI's taxonomy places the organism in Eukaryota, Viridiplantae, Streptophyta, Magnoliopsida, Brassicales, Brassicaceae. The record is from RefSeq and is a predicted model, not a curated record.